This is a messenger RNA of Funneliformis mosseae, 1533 nucleotides long. NCBI's taxonomy places the organism in Eukaryota, Fungi, Glomeromycota, Glomeromycetes, Glomerales, Glomeraceae. The record is from the annotation of a GenBank genome assembly.
AUGUCAAUUCAAUCAUUACCACAAGAAUGCGUUUCCCAUAUUUUUGAAAUUUUAAAUGAUGAAAAGGAUGAUAAAAGUCUUUUUUCUUGCUUACAAGUAAAUAUAGAUUGGUGUAUAGGCGUUGUACCUAUAUUAUAUAGAAAACCAUUCGCUAAGGAGCAACAUGAAAGAAGUAAAAGUCGUCGAUCCAAACUUAUCUCAACGUACCUUUCCUGUUUGACUGAGGUAGAAAAGGAUUGUUUUAUGAAGAUUAACGAAAUUCGUGUCUGUUUAAAUACCAAACCAUUAUUUGAUUAUCCGAUAUACCUGGAAGAAUUCUGUAAUGAAUAUUUGGGGGAAAAAAUAAGUAAUUGGAUUAUGCUCAUGAUAAAAAAUAUUUCUUUAAUGGAACAACAACAACUUCUUCAAAUGAUUUCAAGCAAAUUAUAUCCUUUAUUAAUAAGCAAGAGUAAAAACCUUACCUAUUUAAAUAUCGUUAGCGUUAAUUCCGACAUUCCAAACAUUUACACAUUCCUUGCCUAUCCUGGGUUAGAGAAUAUCUCAAGGUUUGAUUUCACAUCUAACGAAAGUGAAUUAUCAAAUAUUACGAGAUUAGUGAAAGAGCUUCCUUCCAGAUGUAAAAAUAUUCGUACGGUCAAUUUUAAUUAUAAGUUAACCACAAAUGAAGAUGGUGAAAUCGCGAUGGCCAAAGCACUCUGUAAACUGAUUGAAACCCAAAGCAACCUUAAUAGAUUGUACUUAAAAUUCAAAGGGAAGGCUAUAAAUCAUAUUAUGAUCGCGUUAAAAUCAAAAUCCCACAGUUUGACGUACCUGUAUCUCAAGAAAUUAAGAUUAAAUAAUGACGCAAUCCAUCCAAUAACGAGCUGUGAGUCGUUAGAAGUGCUUGGAUUUGAAUCAUGUUUCAACACGUCACGAGAAGGUUGUAAAUAUUUUGCGGAUGAUGCAAAGUUUCGCCUCAAAAAAUUGUAUUUGGUGGGAAAUAAGAUCUCAGAGUUCAAAUGUUUAAUAAUACAAGCGGCCGGUCAAUCCUUACAAAGUUUGAUUAUUGAUGAAAUCGAUUCCGACUUAAUCGCGGCAAUACUUUGUUACUGUUCAAAUGUCGAUGAAUUAUUAUUAAUGGCAUCAGAAUACAAAAAUAUCGAUCUUUAUAAUCUUUUAAUGAAAUUAAGAUAUUUGAGAAAAUUAACCCUAUGGUCCACGAACGAGUAUAUUAUGCAAUCUUUAGGAAGUUCUUUACCAGGUUCAUUAAAACAUCUUGGAUUCAUUAAUUCAAGCUGCACGUCUCAUACUUUUGAUCGUUUCUUAAACGAGUGUAAUGUUCAAAUAGAAUCUUUGGAGUUAUUCAAUUUUGUACAUUUUACGCCUAUAAGUGAAUAUGUUAAGGGUCAUUAUAAUCAUUUAAGAGUAAUUUAUUUUGGCAAUAGUUCUGAUAUGAUCAAAGAAGAGCUUUCUGAGAUUGAUAAAAUCAAAGAAUUUGUUAAAGUAAAAUUUAUGGGUAAAGAUUACAAAUGGAUUCCAGAUAAAUUCAUUUGA